Talaromyces stipitatus ATCC 10500 is the source of this 3502-nucleotide messenger RNA. Its product is annotated as Pfs, NACHT, and Ankyrin domain protein. The transcript has 3 exons. Gene Ontology annotation, biological process: nucleoside metabolic process. The record is from RefSeq and is a predicted model, not a curated record. The coding region runs from base 1 to 3135 and encodes 1044 amino acids. Gene Ontology annotation, molecular function: catalytic activity. Lineage: Eukaryota; Fungi; Ascomycota; Eurotiomycetes; Eurotiales; Trichocomaceae.
AUGACCAUACAGCGAUCUCACCGUGACUAUACAAUCGCAUGGAUUAGCGCCUUACCCCUAGAGAUGGCGGCCGCGAAAGCUGUGCUUGAUGAAAUUCACUGUGCUCUUCCUCAGUCAUCGACCGACCGCAACGCAUACACACUGGGUAGACUGUGUGAUCAUAACGUGGCCGUCGCUUGCUUGCCGUCGGGUAUUUAUGGGGUCACUUCGGCGGCGACGGUGUUGGCACAGAUGUUAUCAACGUUUUCAUCUCUUCGAUUCGGUCUGAUGGUUGGUAUUGGAGGUGGGGUUCCUAGCAAGUUCGAUAUUCGCCUUGGUGAUGUGGUGGUCAGUAAGCCAAAUCGCACUGAGAAUGGUGUGAUCCAGUACGACCUUGGCAAAACGCUCAGCGGUGGACGUUUUCAACGUACCGGGUCUUUGAAUAAACCUCCUCAUGAACUUUUAACUGCAAUAAGCCAGAUAGAUAGUGAUCAGAUGAUGGGGAAGCAACAAGUCCAGCAAAUUAUACAUGAUACACUGGCGAAGAAUGAACAAAUCAGGGGCCAAUUUUCUCGCCCACCGGACGAUUGGCUCUUCUGCGGAACAUACGAUCACAAGACCAUUACCGAUGAUUGUUCAGCUUGUGACCGGAGUCAACUAGUGAGUCGAGCCCCGCGGCCAACAGACGAGCCUCAGAUUCAUUACGGCUUGAUUGCUUCUGGGAAUCAAGUCAUGAAGGAUGCGAAGACGCGAGAUCUCAUUGCCCAAGAGUUAGACAUCCUGUGCUUUGAGAUGGAGGCUGCGGGACUGAUGGAUCAGCUCCCAUGUCUUGUAAUUCGAGGGAUCUGUGACUACUGUGAUUCACAUAAAAGCAAGCAAUGGCAAGGAUAUGCCGCUGUUACUGCGGCUGCUUAUGCCAAAGGACUUUUAAAGGUCGUUCCGGUCGCCGACCAUAAAGCACAACAAGAACAGCAUGUCAGCCUCACUGAAGAGGAAAAGUCAUGCUUGCAGAGCUUAUUCAUCACUGACCCGGCAGAGGAUAGAAAUGCGUUAAAGCGAAGAAAAGGGGAUCGCACUCCUGGCACAUGCAGCUGGAUUUUAGAAACAGACGAACUGAAACAUUGGCUUGCGCUGAAUCAACCAGCUGACCAAGAAGAAACACGUAUCCUUUGGUUACGCGGUAACCCGGGAACUGGAAAGUCCACGAUGGCCAUCACAUUGACAGAAGAACUUCCGAAUCAGCCCUAUUUUUCCGGUAAAAACAAGGCAUUUGCAUACUUUUUCUGUGAUUCCAGUGCUGAAAACCGAAGGACUGCAACCGCGAUAUUACGAGGCAUUCUCUUUCAGCUGAUCAAUGAGUGGCCUAUUCUGAUGAAAUACUUGUUUGGUAAAUAUGAGGGCCGUAAAGAAAAACUGUUCACAUCGUUUGAUGCAUUAUGGGCCGUCCUAAUAGAUAUGGGCCACGAUUCCACCCAUUCAGGAAUAUACUGCGUCAUUGAUGCUCUGGACGAAUGCGAACCUGAGUCUCAGCAAAUUAUACUCAAUCAAAUGAACCAAACGUUCAAUAGCCGUAAUUCAAAGCAUUCAACUCCCUCCAACAUACAUAUAUUGAUCACCAGUCGGCCAUAUCCUGAAGUCGGUGAAUCUCUAUCCUUCUUCAGGUACAAGGACUUCUCUUCAUACCAGGCGUUUACAAAUGAUCUGAAAAGAAUGAUCCAGCAAAGGGUUGAUGAUCUGAGGGGGAAGAAAAAAUACCCAGAAUCAGUUGCUACUAAGGUGUCCCGAAUUCUCGAAGACAAGGCUGAAGGGACAUUCCUGUGGGUAGGCAUUGCGUGCGACGAAUUAGCACGAGUUCCGUCCAUACAUGCAGAGAAGACCUUGAAAACCUUACCACGAGGCCUACAUUCUUUGUAUCAGCAACUACUCAAUGCGGCCAUCGCAAGUGAUUAUGAAGAUGAUCAGCGGGUCAUAGUGCAGAUGCUGAGUUUCGUCUCAUUUGCACGGAGACCACUAUCCCUAGCAGAAUUAUCUGAGGCUUGUCAGCUAUAUCCUGAUGAAGAUGAGGAUAGCCGCCUUCAAUUUACGAGAGACUUGGUCGAUAUGUGUCGAUUGAUGAUUGUCAUUCAGGCUGGACAUGUGCAACUGCUACAUAAAUCAGUCAAAGACUUCCUUGUGAAAGAAAGAGAUGAUAUCAGUGACCUGAAAGCCAAUACCUCACUAGCGCAUCGAUGCAUUGACCACGUUAUAGACGCGUUUCUGAAUUAUUCAGUACAGCAUUGGCCGGAACAUGCCAGUCUUUCACGCACCGAAUUUGUGAUUGGACAGAAGCAGGAAGAAUUCUUCCAACUGCAGUCCAAAAUGUGGAAGGAAUGGCUGCGCCAGUACAACACUAUGCAAACGUAUUCUUCGAAUCACUUAGAUAUCGGUUUCUCCACCCUUCACGCAGCAGCCAGGUGGGGGAUCCCUCAAUUGAUUUCGCGCGCGUUGAAUAGUAUGAAGGCUGGGCAUCCUGGUUUGCGUAUUGCUAAUGGAGGAAGGAUGUUCGUUGAUUCACAGUUUCGGACAUCCAGAGGCGUGACACCAUUAGAGGUAGCUGCAGGAAAUGGACAGCUAUUCACGAUGAGUCUGCUACUGGAGAAAACAUUUGCAGGGCUGAAGGUGGCACAGAGCAUAGUUAUAGCCGCGGCACAAAAUAAAGAUCGAGGGAAGCAAGUAUUAGAGCUGCUUCUUGACCAGCGAGGAGACCAGAUCCAGAUCACAGAAGAGGUAGUCAAGGCAGCAGCAGGGAAUGAGGGGGAUGGGAAUGCAAUCAUGACACUCCUACUCGACCGCCGAGGGGAUCAGAUACAGAUCACAGAAGAGGUGGUCAAGGUUGCAGCAGGGAAUGAAUUUCAAAGCCAUAAACUUCUGGCUCUUCUCCACAAGCGGUACAAUACAUUACCAACCUUGAUCACAGAUACUGUCCUCUUAGCAGCUGCUUCAUGUGCUCUUAGCAGCUGCUUCAGCUUGAUUAUGGUCAUUACAAUGGAUUCGCGGACAUUUGAUAUGAUGAAUGAGAAUCUUGCCUUACGCAAGGCUGGGCUUCUAGGCAAAGUUAAAGUCCGGGCUGUCUUCUGUAGGAGACAUUCUCCCCGUUAUAAUACUGCCGAUGAAUGACUACGAGAGAAUUUUUCUCAGCAGGGACAUGCUCCUUCAGUCGGCGGCAUGGGAGAGAGCGAAGCAACACAUGUCCCCGGCGCUGGCUAAUCCCAUAACGAAUCGCGCAAUGGAGGUUAUGGUUUCUUUCGCAUAUCCACUAUCUUCCCAAUUAUACGCUAAGUUACAGUAUAAGGUUUCUAAAUUGGAAGCCUAGGAAUGAUUGAAAAAAUCACCAACCUCCUCCAAGGAUCGUCCGUUUCGCUGUUGUUACGACCAAAUUGCGGAUCAAGUGUCGUUCAGGGUCACACGCUCACUUUCAUCGAAGGAAUUUCGGCCCUCCUCUGCAAUAUGUACCUUUGAGCUAUGUUCAUCCUCAACUACUUCA